AUGUUGCCUAGCUGGACAUCAACUGCUGCAACCCCGGUCUCAACGCCUACUGUCGAAGAUCUUCCCGACGCGCCGCCAGAUCUCCCCGCCUUCCCCUUCCCUGAGGUGGGCUUGACGACGGACGACCCCGAGUUUACCUGGCUAUCACCGCUCACGCCGUACUCCUUUCCCGAAGAGUUCCAGGAACGAUACGGAGGGCUACUCGCGGGCUACCGAGGCGACGACCUGUCGGAUCCAGAGGAUGAUGACGUUUGCGACUUGGAUGAGCCUCAGCAGCAAGGUUAUACAGAAGGUAUGCCUUGGGUCCAGUUCUCGGAUGCGUCUGCCUCAGAUCUCCUUGAAGAUACUCAGAUUCACGAGCAGCCAAGGUUCACCAUCAAUCCAACGGUGAUCGAUCCACGGGUCGGCAUGUCUGUGCCAGCGGCGGACAUGCACUUUCUGUUGGACGUAUGCCCCGCACCUCGACCUCUUACUACUUCUCACACUACCUCUUCCCAAAUUUUGUCGACGACCAGCAACGCGAUCUCGACCCCAAACAACGCACAUGCCGGGCCUGGCUCCAACAUCGAUAGGAUACCCAAUGAGAUAAUGCUAGAGAUCUUGAGGGAUCUUUUGGUGUUCCCAGGCCAAGCGAUCCGCAUCAGCGAGUCGUACCACCCGACUGGAGAACCCGUACUUCAAGUCGCGACUUCAGGACAACCCAUGCACAAUGACCUCCGCCUGCCACCCCUACGAGACAUUUUGGCCGUAGCUGCGACGAAUCUACGACUCCGCCGCUUCGCUUUCGACGUGUUCUUUGGACAUAACACCUUUGACCUGACCUGCGGCAACAUCCUUUACCGAAAUGCUCUUCAACGGAAUCCUAUUCGAUGGAUCAGGAGUGUACCUAUACUAUACCAAGAGUCGCUAACGCAUGUCGAAAUAUCCCUCUACUUGGGCUUGGGCAUGGUAACCUACCGGGAGAAGAGGAGGAUAAAUACCGAGAACAUGAUUAGGGAAAUUGGAAAGAGCCACACACUGCGGUCAGUAACAAUCAAAGUGCGAGUCCCUUAUGGCAUACAAUCUCUUACGCCUGCCGAAGGGCGACAGAGGUUUCUCCAAAUGCCUGAACUCGACCUUCUCAGUCGUCUUCGCGGAGUAGACCACUUGGUAGUACAGGCCCCUUUCGCACUUGGAGCGCCCGAGACUGCACGGCUGCAGCAGUGCCUGGCAAAGCCCAAAGGUAGGCGCGGCAGGCACGAUCAGCCGCAUGCCUACCCAGCUCUAGCUCUACACCCAUUGAGCAGCGACACCCUGGUGAGGAGGCCUUGGUCAGAACUAGACUCCGAACUCGAGUCCUACGGUAUGGAUCCUGCAGAUUCCUCAACCAAGAUCUCCAAGGCAAAGAAACUGGAACGUUUGAGGCGGCUCGACUGGAAGAACCCAGAUGAACCGGACGAGCCUUGA
This is a messenger RNA of Alternaria ventricosa, 1446 nucleotides long. RefSeq lists its product as uncharacterized. The coding region runs from base 1 to 1446 and encodes 481 amino acids. NCBI's taxonomy places the organism in Eukaryota, Fungi, Ascomycota, Dothideomycetes, Pleosporales, Pleosporaceae. The record is from RefSeq and is a predicted model, not a curated record. The transcript is spliced from 2 exons.